Messenger RNA from Belonocnema kinseyi, 5324 nucleotides. RefSeq lists its product as uncharacterized. The transcript is spliced from 5 exons. Gene Ontology annotation, molecular function: chromatin insulator sequence binding. NCBI's taxonomy places the organism in Eukaryota, Metazoa, Arthropoda, Insecta, Hymenoptera, Cynipidae. Gene Ontology annotation, cellular component: chromosome. Bases 127 to 5181 code for a protein of 1684 amino acids. The record is from RefSeq and is a predicted model, not a curated record. Gene Ontology annotation, biological process: regulation of transcription by RNA polymerase II.
UACACAACGUUCUCUGCGUUAGCGAGAAUUGCUCCGAAUGCAUACCGACGCAGUCGCAACGCGUUCAGGGCAGUGUCGUGUCCUUAGUUUUUAGAAAAAAAUCGCGAUACCAGAAUUCAUUUCACGAUGAACGAAAUAACACCCCCAGUUGUUGCGAGUGCCUCAAAUUCGGAAGUGAACACGGUCCUCGCGACUACCUGCGAGGAAGCAGUUACCAUCAAGCAAGAGCUCCAGUACACCCACGAUGAAAAUUUCGAAACCCAAUCUCCAGAAUCAGUGACGAGUGAUGUAAGAAUUGACAACGCAGACAUGUACUCUGCUCAGAAAGAAAGCUACAAUUUAAAAGACUGUUUCAUUCGUCUCGAAAAAUGUGACAAAAUCUGGGAAACGCUCAAGGUCAUAAAGAACCUCCAGCUCUCAGAUUGCAAGGAAAAGAGCACCGAGAAUUCCGAAGCUGCCUUGCAAGAUGCUGUGCCGAAUCAGCCAAAGCCUCCGACACCAGAACCAAUGCAGUACCAUCCGGUCCUCAAUAACGGAAAUGCCGCCUUGCCCAACUUCCAGUUCGCCAUCAAGAGCUGGAAACGCUUAUACACCUGUACCUAUUGCGGAAAGCAAUACACCGAGAACCGGAAUCUCAAACUGCACGUUUCAAAAGUUCAUGGCAUAGAUCCUGUCCCCAAAGAUGUUUCUCGACCCAAGGAUGCUCCUAAAGUUCCCCUUCCCACUGUUCUCAAAGUUCCUGUCCCUGUCGAAGCUCCACGUCCUCAAGAAAUUCCCCGUCCGAAAGAAAUUCCUCGUCUGAAAGAAAUUCCUCGUCUAAAGGAAAUUCCUCGUCUGAAAGAAAUUCCUCGCCUGAAGGAAAUUCCUCGUCCCAAAGAAAUUCCUCGUCCCAAGGAAGUUCCUCAACCGAAAGAAAUUAUUCGACCCAAGGACAUGGUUCGACACCAGGAAUUGGUACGGCAUCAGGAAAUGGUGCGGCACCAGGAAAUUAUAAGACAUCAGGAAAUGGUUCGACCGGAAAUGGUUCGUCCCAAGGAAGUUCCUCGUCCCCAGGAGGUAGCAGCUCGUCCCAAGGAGAUUCCGAAAGUGAAAACAGAUCCCCUAGUUUGUCAGACGUGUGGGAAAAAAUACGCGGAUGGCCGUUCAGUGGCUGGUCACUCUCUUCGCGUUCACGGUAUUUUAACCGAAUACCACGAGCGAUGGUUGGCUCAACAGGAAAAUCCGAAUGACUACACCGUUGAGGAUCUGCUGAAGAGACACGCCUGCAAUACUUGCGGCAAAAGAUACAGUUGCAUGAAAAGUUUGCGACUGCACUACUUGCGGGAGCACAAUGUCGUCAUUCCUCUGUUGCGAGCAGGUCGAAACGUCGGCUCGAUGGUUUCAGUACCGACGAACACAAUUACGCACUCGGGCGACAUGCUGAAGCACAUGAAUGUCUGCAACAUUUGCGGCAAGAAGUACACCAAAAACUGGUAUCUGCGCGUCCACUGUCUCGAGGUUCAUGGGAUCCCGAUGCCUUACGGCAAAGUCAAGGCCAACUUCACUCCCAAUCUGCGAGUGAUCAAGAAGGAGAUAGUCGAGGAGCCGGAAGCCGCGAAUUAUCCCCAAUCGGAGGAGCAGAAGUUCUCCUCGGUCGUGAAUUUUACAACAAGGACUCCUCAGAAUUGCGGGAUGACGGAGAACGGAAUGCCGGCGCGAGUUGUGAAGAUGUACCAGUGCAUGGCUUGCAAGAAGGAAUUUAUCUCGAUUUCGAAACUGCGGACGCACUCGUUCGCACGCCAUGGAAUCGUCAUUCCGCGGUUGAGGAAACCCUACCGAAAGAGCAAUCCGUCGCCCAUGAAGGUGGAAUUCGACGCGAGGGUCAAGUCGGAGGAAUUGAAGAAGCUUCAAGUCUCGACGCCGAAGCAGGUCAGUUUGGACCGAUACUUCAAGAGUCCCCCGAGUGGAGGAAGUGUCAGCCUCAGUCCGAGUUUACCUCCUCCGCAGCCCGCUCCCAUCAAAGACAAAGUGAAAAUGGCGCGUCCAAGGGACAUUCCUCCAGUUAGAACUCCUCCUGCGCCAAUUCCAGCGAAGGCUCCCAAUCUACCGGUUCCGAAGGCGCCAGUGAGAGUCGUCUCGAAUCUUCAAGUUCCGAAAGCACCAGUGAAAGUUGUCGCCAAUGUACCGAUGCCGAAAGCGCCAACCCAGUUAGUGAAGUGCAACUUGUGUGCUCGGACCUGCAAGGACAUCCGGAAGCACUACACUGCUUAUCACAAGAUUCGUUAUCCCGAGUCGGUGAUGGACGCUCCCUUUUUCAAGGCUGAUGCUCUCGAGAGUCCCGCGACUCCCGCAGUUGUUAAACGUGAACUGGCCUCGCCGCCGCAAGAGAUCCAAGGACUUUUGGCCAACAGAGCCCCGAAGAAGAGGAGACGAAGAUUCGCCUCGUUGACGAUGCGGAAGAGACGUCGGACUGAGAAGCCACGACAAGUCCCGGAUCCGGGGAUUGCGAGUCCAGUCGUUCAGAGUCCAGUGAUUCAGAGUCCAGUUGUCAAGAGUCCGGUGAUGAAGAGCCCGGAAAAGAAGAACUUUGGAGUUGAGAUUGCCAAACCGAAAAAGGUCGUUAGCCCCGUUAUGAGCGGCUACAAGUGUACGAUCUGCAGUGGUUAUUACGCGAGUCCGAAGAGCCUGAAAAUUCAUCGGCAGAAGCACAGAAUGAAGGGCGAGACUAAGGAGAAUAUUCAUCUUAUAAAGCACAACUACAAGAAUGGAUGGAAGGCGGCGCAGGAGAGGAAAGUGGACGUGUCGAGUUUUGACGAGUCUGCAGUUAGCAUGGAGAUGGAUAUCGAUGUGGGGAAUGAGUCUCGCACCUCCUACACGGAGAGUGUCAAUCAGUCGUCGAGUUCGGAGUCGAGGGACAGCAGCAGGAGAUCGACGAGGUCUAGUCUGAAUGCCUACAGUUUGAGCGAGACGACCUGCGAGUGCGGAAGGUCCUUCCGCGAUCCGCAUACUCUGUUUAUGCACAAAGAGAAGUGCAGAACGGCGCACAGAAUCGAGAGGGAGAAGUCGACGGUGACGAGGUCGAGCAGCGAUCGAGAUUCCGGAAUUGGCAUCAGUAUUACAAUCAAGAAGAAGAAUGACUCGUAUGAAAUUGUGAGCAGAGACAGUGGUGAUGAUGACAAGUCGAAGGAUUCCAGCACGUCCAAGGAUUUGGAUCAGAUGUCGAGGUCUUCGGACAAUUCUUCCAUUCCGGACUUUGGCGAGAGGACGUAUCCUGACCUGUUGCCGGCGCAGUGCAGUAAGGAUCACAGCGUCUUGAAGAUUCAGGAGAAUGGGGAAGAAAAGGGAAAGAGUGGAUCAUUUCAAUCAUUUCAACGGAGCAUUUCAAGAAAUAUCUUUCGACAAUGGCAGGUUAAACUCAAAGAGCGAUUAUUGCAGCCUCGAGAUCGUGAAUUAAUUUCACAAGCAGGUUUUCAAAAAAGCGAUUGGAACUUACGACAAUGGCAGGUUAAGCUCAAAGAGCAAUUAUUGCAGCCAUGGGAUCGUGAAAUAAUUUCAGUUGCCGAAGAUGAUGAGGACGUAGACAUUGAGGACGACAGUCAACUGAACGUGACCGAAUCCGAGCCCAUGAACCUGGUGGACCCAGUCGUAGAGGCUAAAUCGCAGCAGGAAAUCGAGAGCAGGACACCCGAUCCUCUCGAUGUCGACCUUUACAGAUGUGCGACCUGCCUCGAACUCUUCCAGAAGAAGGAAGACCUGACAAAGCACAUGACCACUCACGAGAAACGUCCCGCUCGUCAAGAGUGUCCCUGUGGAAAAACGUUCCGAGGAGCACAAACUUUUCUCACCCACGUCCAAGAGUACCAUCCUCUCUGGCUUCAGUGCGGCUACUGCGACGCGUCCUUUCUCAAUAGCAAGGAAUAUUCCUCGCACAGUUGCGACGUCAAUCAGGGCAAGGAUUUCCACGAUCUGCAGGAUGUGACCUGUCACUGUUGCCAGUCGAAAGUCAAGAUGGCCAAUUUUGACGCUCACGUGAAACGUGAACACUUGGUGCCCCAGGCGCCCUAUCUGUGCUACUACUGUAAAAUGCGAUUCUUCAAUGGCAUUCAGAGAAGAGCGCACUUGACCAAAGACCACAUCAGACCCUCGUGUCGAGUCUGCGGGAAAACCUUGCGCUUUGACUAUGCAGCCAAACACGAGGCUUAUCACGACGGGCUUGGUUAUCCCUGUCACAUUUGCAAGAAAGCCUUUACCACGGCAAAACUUGCAAACAGUCACAAAUUGGAGGUUCACGUGAGGGAGGAUGAGGAGUGCGAGAUUUGUCACAAGCUCAUCAGUCACCGACACAUGCGCUAUCAUGUGCGAAUGCACUCGAACCGGGACAGUUGUAAAGUUUGCAAGAAGGGCUUUACGAAUAAUCGCACCUUGCAGGAUCACAUUGAUCUGGUUCAUGGCAAUGAUUAUCCGUUUGUCAAGUGCAGCAAAUGCGAGCUCUCCUUCACUUCCGAGAGGUAUCUCAAGCGACAUUACACUCAGGAUGGAUGCAAGAGUAGUGCGAGUGUCGCGGAAAGUGGUGAGGCGGAGGAAAGCGAUGAGGCCGAGAGUAAGGAGAGUGAGUCGGAGGAUGUGGACGUUACAGAAGAGGAGAAGGAAGUCAAGGAGGUGAAGGAGCCGUCGGAAAAAGAUGCCGCGGAGAAGAAAGCUUUGGAGGAGGAAAAGGAAAAGGAAACUGAUGAGGUGAAUGUAACUUCAGACGAGAAAGAGGCGGAAGAAGUGGAAAAAGCUGGUGGGCCGGACACUGAUGUCACCGAAACUGGUGAGCUCAAUGUAACUUCAGAUAAGAAAGAAACGGACAAAUCUGAUUUGGCGGAAACUGAUGAGUUGAAUGUAACGUCAGAAGGAAAAGAGGUGGAACUGGAAAAAUCUGAUUUGGUAGAAGCUGAAACAAAAAAAAUUGAGGAUAAAGAAGUGGAGAUGAUGGAAACUGAUGAGAGCCCAAUUAAGGAAGCUGAUGAGCAAAUUUCGCCGGAUAAUCCGUCUUUGGAGAAGGAGGGAACUUUGGAGUCGAAGGAAAAUUUGGAGACAGAGGACGAGAAGACGGAGAGCCAAGCAAAUUUGGAAAAGGAAAUUGGUGAGACGAAAGAAACGGCUGACAAAGAGAUUCCGACAGAAGGAAUUCUAAAUGAGAAACAGGUUGAGUCGUAAAUUUUCUUUAGUUUGAAAAUCGAGGAUAUUGGAUAAUGUAGACAUUCAUUAUUAAUUUAGACUGACAUCUAUUUUUAUUCAUUUAUUUAUUUUUUCUGAACGAACAAACUUUAUGAUUGGAAAAAAACGUCUCAAAGAGAACU